AUCGGAGGGGGUGGUUUGUUGUCUAUUCUCUCGAGACGGAUUCGUUGAACCUCUUUCCCCGAUAGUGUCCUUGACCGUUCUAUUACAAUACGCGCUCGCUUCUUGGACACCUAUACACUGCCAAUAUCCUUCAACGCCUCUCAAAAUGGCCUCAAUCUUUGAGGAUUUCAAGAAUGGCCAGAAACUUGGCUCCGGUCACCAGCUAGCCGCAGCUCUUACCCCCGUCUCAACCUCCGCGAAUCCCGGCCGAUUACAAUCAUUCUAUUACUUCUCCAAUGCUGCACAUCUGUCUUCCGACCUCCGCUAUUCGCUCUUUCAGGCUAACGGCAUAAGGCUACCGAAGCAGGAACAAAAUUCAUGGGUGGACAUCUUCGCGGCCUACUGGAACGCCGUUGGGGAGCUGGUUCGGUUCGAGGAGGCCCCUUCGCGCGCCAGCUGGGUCAAGGUGUUCAAUGCCUGGAAGGAGACGGCUAAUCAGCUAAUUCGGGGGUACUCGACGGGUGGGCUUCAAGCAUGGACUGUUCCCUGUCUAUACGUGGUGGGGAGGUAUUUGCGACACUUUGCGCGACAAGCGGAUGCCGAGCUCGCCUCCCAAGAGUCGGAUGGGUUUGGGGAUGGUUUUCAGGACGACGUUGCGAGUGGAUUAGAGAAGAAUGCAAAGCUGGAAGAAGCGACUCGAGUAUUGAAUCGGAUGUUCACGCUAUGUCUCACUGACCGGUCUCCGAUCGAGGAAUCGCGAAAGUGGGGGGUCUACGAUACCACCAAUCUACUGUUCAAGACAUACUUCAAACUCAACACCAUUGGCCUGUCGAAGAACUUACUGCGUGCGCUUAAUGCGCAAUCCGCCGACCUUCCCGACCUUGACGCCUUCCCCAAGUCCCACACAGUCACCUUUAAGUACUACGUGGGAGUCAUCCAUUUCCUUGAUGAGAACUAUGCCGAGGCCGAGCAGCAUCUGGCAGAAGCAUGGAGGAUGUGCCAUCGCAGCGCAAUGAAGAAUCGAGAGCUCAUCCUCACCUACCUUAUACCUUGUCACUUAGUCACAACGCACACACUACCCAGCAAAAAGCUGCUUGCGCCCUUUCCCCGCCUCGAGAAGCUCUAUCGGCCAUUGUGCAACUGUAUCAAGACCGGAGACCUGGGCGGCUUCGACGCGGCGAUGUCAGCCGGAGAGGAGGAGUUUGUCAAAAGACGCAUCUACCUACCUCUUGAGAGGGGGAGAGACAUCGCCUUACGCAAUCUCUUCCGCAAGGUCUUCAUCGCCGGAGGGUUCGAGGAGCCCAAGGACGGCCAGCCUGCGAUUAGACGCACCAGAGUCCCCGUCGGCGAAUUCGCCGCUGCAGUCAGAAUUGGCACGCAUGCAGAUGAGCGGUCGCGGGUUGAUAUUGACGAGGUGGAAUGUCUAUUGUCGAAUUUGAUUUACAAGGGCCUGAUGAAGGGUUAUAUCGCCCGCGAUCGUGGUAUGGUCGUGUUGAGCAAGGGCGGUGCCGCGUUUCCAGGGACAGGCGUCUAAGAUGUUCCGCUUGUCAGGCUUGUGGACAUGAUCAAUCGAUCUUAAUCACCCCGGCCGUACAUAAGUAUCGACAUCACAUGAGACCCUUCCCGGAGAACUGGUUACGCGAGCUUACAGCUAUUUUGUGGCCGGUCGACCGUCAUGGCCUUGACCUGCACAUGCAACUUACAUCAAUCCAUUAUUACGAGGCCUAUCACCAGGCUCAGCGAUUGUAAGUGGUGCGGCAUAUGACCGGCGCCACCAUGACUACCCAAGGGAAGAUAGCACGAAGAUUAUUUAAGCCAGACCACAGUUGGGCGACACAGCCCAUCAUAAGUCGAACGAGAAUGUGAAUAGUUGCUGUUUGUUUAGGCAGCGAAACCAGACACCCAGCACAGCAUCAACAGAUUCUCAUUGAAUAGAGAGAUUAACCAGCAUCCAACCGCGCCGAAGUACAGACAGUAACUAAUUUAU
Aspergillus saccharolyticus JOP 1030-1 is the source of this 1966-nucleotide messenger RNA. It is a transcript of the gene csn12, whose product is annotated as protein csn12. The record is from RefSeq and is a predicted model, not a curated record. Gene Ontology annotation, biological process: transcription elongation by RNA polymerase II; poly(A)+ mRNA export from nucleus; post-transcriptional tethering of RNA polymerase II gene DNA at nuclear periphery. Gene Ontology annotation, cellular component: transcription export complex 2. Gene Ontology annotation, molecular function: RNA binding; double-stranded DNA binding. The transcript has 5 exons. Lineage: Eukaryota; Fungi; Ascomycota; Eurotiomycetes; Eurotiales; Aspergillaceae. The coding region runs from base 146 to 1513 and encodes 455 amino acids.